AUGCAUUUUCAAGCAAGUGCCCUCGCGGCGCUUAUUGCGGUUGCCCACGCCCGGUUUGGCCAGGAGCAAAUCCCGAUCCCAGCAAUUGCCGCGGUCCAAGGAGGUGACCCUGGUGAAGCACAAACCAUCGCUGGUGCGGCUGUCAGCGACUUGCUUGCCGCCACGAACGCCUGUGCCAAACUCACGCGAGCCGAUCAGAUUAUCGCGGAGCUAGGAACCGGAGCCGACUCCAUUGCUGCUGCCAUUGGGCUCGUUGCUGCUGAGAAGAACUUCAAUCCAUUUGUCCAGUCAAUUCCUACCAUCUGUAGCGAUCCAACAUUGCCGGCGACUGAUGUCCUCCGUGGUAUCACUCCCUUGAUCGACCCAAGUGUUGUUGGCUCUGAUAUUGCCAAUGCUCUUUCUGCUCAGACUGUAGCUACUCCACUGGAUGCCACGGGGAAAAGCGUGGCCGACCUACUUGCCGAGAAUGGAUUCACCAAUUUCACUACUCAAGAUUCGACCGGCGCUACUGGGGCAGCUCCUGCUGGUAAUUCGGCCGGUACUGGAGCAGCCUCGACCACUGCUGCUGCUGUCGCUACAUCCGCUGCAGCUGUUGCAUGUGGAGGCGCCGUUUCGACCACCACUGCUGCCGCCGAAGCUGCUACGACUACUGCGGCGGCCGCGACUGGUGGUUCGGCUGACACCUCUGGCGCCGACUUUGGUCUCUGCGAGCCUACGAUAAAGUUCGAAGGCGGACUCGGCGGUCGCCCCGCCACUGAAUUUACCUUCCUGCCGAUCGACCCUCUGGUCGCAAAGGGACAACAGGAGGCCUUGAACCCUAACAUCAUUACGAACCGUAUCUGUGACCAACUGACGAAUGUAUGCGAGGCCAACGACGCAGCAAAGUCUCUCUGCCGCGAUGCUCAGGCCCAGAUCCAAGCCCUCGGUACCCGUGACAAAACCACUGCCGACACCUGGAACACUCUUUUGGGUUUUCCAGGAACCGUCACCAACCCGGAUGGUGGUGCAGACUCCCCACCUGCCAAGAUGCGAGUCGUUCGAGCAUACCGUCGUGCCUAG
Messenger RNA from Exophiala spinifera, 1059 nucleotides. RefSeq lists its product as uncharacterized. The record is from RefSeq and is a predicted model, not a curated record. Bases 1 to 1059 code for a protein of 352 amino acids. The transcript has 2 exons. Lineage: Eukaryota; Fungi; Ascomycota; Eurotiomycetes; Chaetothyriales; Herpotrichiellaceae.